GUUCUCAACCGUAUCCGGUGGGGCAGCGGUCCAAGGCUCGGAAAAAAAAUCGUAGCGAGCAGGAAGGUCUGGUAACGGUGUGCUUUGAGAAAUACAUCGCAAGUCCCGACUCUUUAUCGAAAAGCUCGUUGGGAUUUUACGGUUUUUCUCUGAGGUUAGAGGUCAUAGAACAGGGUUGCCGCUGUCGUCAUGGCAUCUGGAAGUACGAGCAGUGAGGAGGAACGGAGCCUCAGGGAGUGUGAGCAGUACGUGCAGAAACACAACAUCCAGCAGCUGCUGAAGGACUGCAUUGUCCAGCUGUGCACCUCCAGGCCGGACCGGCCCAUGGCCUUUCUAAGGGAGUACUUCGAAAGGCUGGAAAAGGAGGAGGCCAAGCAGAUUCAAAACCAGCAGAAGGCCAGCAGCUCCCGCUCAGACUCUCGUGAUGAGGAAGUGUCUCCGCCCAUGAACCCUGUGGUGAAGGGUCGCCGGCGCAGAGGAGCCUUCAGUGCAGAGGUUUACACAGAGGAGGAUGCAGCCUCAUAUGUCAGAAAGGUUAUUCCAAAGGACUACAAAACCAUGGCUGCUUUGGCUAAAGCCAUUGAAAAAAAUGUGCUCUUCUCACACCUUGAUGACAACGAAAGAAGUGACAUAUUUGAUGCCAUGUUUCCAGUCACCUAUAUCGCCGGGGAAACGGUUAUUCAGCAGGGUGAUGAAGGGGACAACUUUUAUGUCAUCGAUCAAGGAGAGAUGGAUGUGUACGUGAACAACGAAUGGGUGACCAGCAUCGGAGAGGGAGGAAGCUUCGGAGAGCUGGCACUGAUCUACGGCACCCCGAGAGCAGCUACAGUCAGAGCCAAGACUAACGUCAAGCUGUGGGGCAUAGACAGAGAUAGCUACAGGAGAAUACUGAUGGGGAGCACUUUGAGGAAGAGGAAGAUGUACGAAGAAUUCCUCAGGAAAGUCUCCAUUUUAGAGUCUCUAGACAAAUGGGAGCGUUUGACGGUGGCCGACGCCUUGGAGCCCGUUCAGUUUGAGGACGGACAGAAGAUCGUUGUUCAGGGCGAGCCUGGAGAUGAGUUCUUCAUCAUUUUAGAGGGUUCAGCAGCUGUUCUGCAGCGUCGCUCUGAGAAUGAGGAAUUUGUUGAAGUGGGGAGAUUAGGACCAUCUGACUACUUUGGUGAGAUCGCUCUGCUGAUGAACCGCCCUCGUGCUGCCACGGUGGUCGCUCGCGGCCCGCUGAAGUGCGUGAAGCUGGACCGGCCCCGUUUCGAGCGCGUCCUGGGCCCAUGCUCGGACAUUCUCAAGCGCAACAUCCAGCAGUACAACAGCUUUGUGUCGCUGUCUGUCUGAAGGGAGGAGAAAUACUCCCCCCUUCUUUUCUGCCAGACCCCCCACCCCCCCUCACUUUCUCACCUUCUUCUCUUCUUUCAGACCCAGGGUCCACAAAUGCAAUUCGCUUUGUUUUGUUUUUUUUCUUCACUCUGCUCUCCUUUCUUUUUGGCUUUUGAUAUCUCUCUUCGUUUUACUCGAAUCGUUUUGCCGUUACCACGUGCCACGCUGUGGUGACUUUCAGCCAUUCACCAGCGCUUGUACCAGCUGCUGUACGCUACCUUUUAGACACAGUUACACCACAUGUUACUUUUCUUUCAUAUAUUGAUAUAUAUAUAAAUAUAAUGUUAUAUAUAUCUUUGCUGGUUACAUUUUUCUCUUUUUAGAUUUAAAUUUAAAGCAGGAAAUCUGAAAGACUUAAGGGUCUCCGACUGAUGAGACAAUCAGACCUUACAAGGCGCUUUUAGUGUUUCGGUUAUUUUUCUUUUUCCAGUUGAGGCGAAGGCUGAUUCUUCCCUCUUUAUGUCAGUUUGAAGGUACACAGGAAAAAGCAGAAACAUGACCGCAUUUAACUGUCCUGCAGCGUUUUUAAUCACUUCUUUUUGGAAUCCGCUGUAAUCUUAGGCUCCAUUUGUUUCAGGGUGUUUCUUUGUUACCGUUUGAUGGGGAUGAUGUAGACAGUGACGUGUCUGUUUCGCUUAGUUUGGAUAAGUUUGUACAACUUUUUUUUUGUUAUUUUUAUUUUUUUAUUGUGCAGCUACCAGGCUAGUGCCAAAUGUUGAUUAUUGUCACAGCGCAGAGAAGCAUAGCUGCGGAAAUGUUCCCUAAGGCUCCAGCAGAAAAUGGCUACUACCCUUAGAGUUCUCCUGAUCGACUGAACAACUACACAAGAACUGCCUUGAAUACUCGAAGGAGAAAAACAAAAAAAAUAAAGGAGUAUUAUGUAAGAUUCAGUAUUCAGUUUGUUUAGAAAAUACCAAAUAACUUGGUCACUCUUCUGCUAUUGUUUAUAAUCAAAAUGUCAUUAUGGUAUAGUUAAAAUAGUUAUAUUAUUAUCAUUUACAAAAUGAUAAAUCUUAUGGUUUGGAGUGAAAUAUGUUUAACUGUCUUUUGUAAACACUUAUUUUUCCAUAAAAUCUAUUUUAGGUGUUUGGUGCCACAAAGUAAUACAUAAAUAAAUGAUUCUUCUUGUUGACUGAUAUCAACAGUAUGUACUGCUAUUGUGUAAAACAUCAUGGAAAAACUUUUUAAACGGAAAGACGAGUUACGGAUUAGUUAAAGGAAGUAUUUAGCUGUGAAAGCUGACGGGCAGAAGGAGCAGAUGUUGACCGGAACGCUGGAGUCGGAGCGUCUCGUUGCCCGUUAGGGGAAAAGGUCUGUUACCAUCAGAGUGGCUGCUGACCUGUUCUCUACGCUUUACCCGGCAUGAUGUUUUAAGGCAUCCGUGUGAAUGAAAGGUUGUAUUUAAAGAAGCAGGAACUAUGUUGAAUGUUUUGUUUGUUAUCCCCUUGCUUAACUGCUUCACCUCUAUUUAGAUAGCAUCCAAUGUUUUUGUAACAUCUCUACCAAAAUGAGACAAUGUUGACCUAACUUCUCAUUCCUGCUUCACUCUUUAGUCAGAACUGAAUCUGCUGUCUGUUUUUUUUUUUUUGCUUGCAGUUGUAUGCGCUUCAGUUUGAGAUGUAUGUUGAAUUUGUUUUCUUUUUUUGGUACUGAUUGCAGAGUGUUGAGCUCGAUGAGAUGAAGGUUUGAACCGAUCAUCUUUUCUCCCCAGCCCUUAUCCUGGAUGUGGUUAUGGGUCGGUUGUGUCCACUGAAAACACAUCCUGUUUAUCCUCCGUCAAGGUUGAGGGAUUCACCUUCUUUCAGAGCAUUAUUUUCAUGUAAAUAGCUGCAUUAUAGGUUUUAGUUGGAAACGUUUCUAGCCACACUGCAAUCGUCCCGGUUUGCCUUAGCUUACCUGACCUGGGCUUACAGUAGUCGUCCGUCACUCCUGCUAGCCUGACCUUCAGAGAGCUUGACUGGUGUGCAGCGCGAGGGGCUGCAGGCCAUCAGAGGACCAUUCUUUUUCUAUUCUAACCUGUAUUUAGUUUGACCUCCUGUAUGUGCAAAGAUGUUUAUCCUUUUGGUAUAGAUUGUUCCAGAUGGCAGUUUAAGCAAUAAAAAGUAAAAACUAA
This is a messenger RNA of Cyprinodon variegatus (sheepshead minnow), 3487 nucleotides long. It is a transcript of the gene prkar1a, whose product is annotated as protein kinase, cAMP-dependent, regulatory subunit type I alpha. The transcript has 11 exons. Bases 190 to 1332 code for a protein of 380 amino acids. The record is from RefSeq and is a predicted model, not a curated record. Gene Ontology annotation, molecular function: cAMP-dependent protein kinase regulator activity. Lineage: Eukaryota; Metazoa; Chordata; Actinopteri; Cyprinodontiformes; Cyprinodontidae. Gene Ontology annotation, biological process: regulation of protein phosphorylation. Gene Ontology annotation, cellular component: cAMP-dependent protein kinase complex.